UUGUUAUUCCGCCGGAUCCCGCCGGCCAUGAGACGACAGAAACAGCGGAAUAUCGCGUCCGAUUGAACGCGGGUGAUCGCGCGCGCCCCCCAGAAAGAUGACUUCGGCGACGGAGGCGGCCGUCGCGGACGGCCAGCAGCUCACGCCCCAGACGCCGGUGCUCAGCGUCGCCUGCAGGAUCCUGCGGUCCCCCAGCCACGAGAGCGUCACCACCGACCUGUCGCUGUUCUCGGUGUCGUCGGUGGCGUCGGACGCACACGCCGGCCGCAGGCUGCUCAGCUUCGGCAAGUGCGAGGGACAAUUCGGCAGGGGGCAUAGCCCUAACCCAGAGACCAGGAACCAGAAUAGGCCAGCCGAUAUUCCUGAAAUACUGUGGUUCGAGGAAGAGACUGAAUUGAUAAGGAGUUGUGCGGCCUUAUCUUCCGCUGUGGGUCUACAGAAGAGUUUCAGUACAAGCGAUAUCAGUCAAUUACCGUCGCCUGAGGACGGGCCUAGCGUGCCGGGCCUUCGAAACGCCGUUUCGGAGCUGGCGCUUAAUUCCCUACAAAGGUCUGGAUUCCUACUAGAGAACGCUAGACUCGAUCAAACGUCAAGAUCAUGCUCCACCUGGGUAGCCGUUGGCGACAUCGCUUCUACGUCACAACUGCCUUCACCCCACGGCGGCCAAUCCACCUCGACCACCAACACGCAGCAACCGGCCAGCACACCCCCUCCCCCCGCUUUCACCGCGGCCGAUUUUAUAAGAUCAGUUAACAAAAAGGUGCGUCAGAACUACAUCCGAAGGAGACUGAUGACCACCUACAAGGCCCUGGAACGGCUCUCCCAGAGCGAGUUCAACCUGGACAGACUGGAAGUGACUCCCUCCACGGCGACGGCGAGCAUCGGCACGGAGCCGACCCAAGCCGCCCCCAACGCGGCCCCGUCCAGACUGGUGGUACCCGGCUCGAGCCCCACGCCCAGCAAAAGCCCGGUCGCCGUCGCGAACAGCACCAACGCCGCCGUGCUGAGGGUGGCCAAACAGAGAGCCGGCAAGAACCUGCCGCUCACCAUCAGGGACGUGGAGAGGGAGAGGGGCAAGCCCCUGUCGAAGUACGAGAGGAACAUGAUGAUCUUCAACUGGCUGCACACCCUCGAUGACACGGCCUUCGUGGAGGGCAUACAGUAG
Anoplophora glabripennis (Asian longhorned beetle) is the source of this 1165-nucleotide messenger RNA. RefSeq lists its product as uncharacterized. The transcript has 4 exons. The coding region runs from base 98 to 1165 and encodes 355 amino acids. The record is from RefSeq and is a predicted model, not a curated record. Lineage: Eukaryota; Metazoa; Arthropoda; Insecta; Coleoptera; Cerambycidae.